GUGCCCCCAUAGGUAUCCUGUAGAAUCUCAACAAUAACUCUGUUUGAAAAUCCAAUAAUCUCUCGAAAUAAAAUUAUUAUGAUUAAGGAAAGUAUUUCGAGCUUUAAUUGUGCUAAUGCAACUUGAAUCAUUCAAGUGAAGGUUGUUUCAUGCGGUUAAUUGUGAAUCAAUAAAAGUAUGUAUCAAAUACCUAGUUUUAUCAGCCAAGUUUAAAACGUGACAGCAGCCAAAUAAGAUUUGGAAAUAUUUCAAACUAUGCGCUUAAGAAAAAUACAAUUCAAAAUAUUCAUGAAUAAGAAAAUUUAGAUGAAAUAUGCCGAUACCAAACAUCAAAGACAAAUAUUACCUUACCUAUGGGAUAUUCUUUCUGUUGGGAAUUCUUACAUUUAUUCCCAAUUAUUUUGUCAUAACAGCCAAUAGGUACUGGAUGUUCAAGUUCCGUUAUAUGGGUGCCAGGCCAGAACCCAGUGAACCCGAUGCGGAUCAUCUAGGACCAGGACCACCAGAAGAUCGGAAUGUAUUGCAAACCCUUUUUCCUUCAUCUUAUUAUAUAGUAUCUCAAUUGUCGCUGCUUAUAUUUAUAGUUUUAACAGCGGCUUAUUCAAAAAAAUUACCGGCACCCGAUAAAAGAAUUUUUGCGGCCCUACUUUGUACACUGUUUUUCUAUGUGGUCAAUUUGAUCUUUUGUGAUUUGACUACUGAUACUUUUCAAACAAUAUUUUUCUUCAUAUUGAUGUGUAUUGCAUGUUUUCUUGGGGUUUGUGGAGCUGUAAUUAUAGUGAGCUUGGUAGAAAUGGUACGAAAAUUUCCUCCAGAAUACUACACUGCUGUGUUAUCAGGCCAACCAUUAUGUGCAGCUAUAUCUGCUCUUAUACAAAUUAUUACCACCGCCGUUACUAAAAAACCCCAUGCUGGAGGAUUAGUAUUUUUUAUAAUUGGUACACUUCUAGUGCUAGUUACCAUAGCGAUUUAUUUCUUUUCAAAAAGAAACUCGCAAUAUUCCAUUUACCAAAUAGAAAACGAUGCAGCACCUGAGAGUUUAGCAGAUCACCGCAGGUUGUUGCUAGUUGUAUGGGCGAAAACAAAAGAGACUAAUAAAAAAGUCAAAAUGUACAUGGCAGCCUUGGUAAUCACUAUAGGUACUAGUGCUAUAGUAUAUCCAGGAUUUGCCGCUUUGGUGGUUGCUGAUAAAAGUAAUGGAAGAUCUUGGGGCGCAUGGCCAGAUAUGUAUUUUGUUCCUAUGAUAACAUUCUUAAUGGCAAGCAUCUUUGAUAUUUGUGGACGUUUUUUAGCAUCAAAGAUUCAAAAAUCUAACAAUCAGAUUGUUCUGGCAGCAGCAAUAUUACGGAUUGGAUUCAUUCCUCUAUUGAUGCUUUGCAAUGCUCAACCCAGGCUCCAUCUGCCAGUGAUAUUCUAUGACAUACCUUAUAUGGUUUUUAUCAGUAUGUUUUGUUUCUCCAAUGGGUUUUUGAUUAAUAUUUGCAUCACUCUGAUACCAGCAAAUGCCACUGAUGAGGAGGAAAAAACUUCAGUGACGAUAUUGGCAGUAAUGUCAGCAGUAAUGUCCGCAGCUGUCUUUUCAUUUAUAAGCUUAUUGCUAAUUUAUUUAAUUUAGAAAAAGAGUCUCACCAACUAGCAUAACUAAUUCUAUAAGGCCUUUAUCACUAAAUUUGUAUUAUAUUUUCUUGUGAAUAUUUUAUAAAAUAAUUUCGAUAAUCUAUUAGUGAGUGUAUUAUUAAUAAAAAGUAAAACUAACCUUCAACUUUAUCUACAGCGAUUGGUACAGGAACAUUAGUACAAUUGACACUACAAUCGUUAGGCUCUUUAAGAGGUCCUGUCAGAUACAUCUGGCACUGUACACAAUCUCUAAAUUCCAAGCAUCUGUCAGGGCAAGUAGGGCACUUUUCACAAAAUUUGCCCGAAUAUCGACUCUCCUUAGUAUUUUCACAUUGGCAUUGCCCACAAACACAAGAACCAUGCCCAGAGCAAAUUUCUCCUCCUAUAACAUCGGGGGGAUAACAUCCUGCUUCAGAUUCUUCACAAGCACAAUUUGGCCCAGACCAUCCUGGCUUGCAUCUACAGGUACCACAGUCGCAAGUGCCAUGGGUUUCUCCGCUGCAUAAUUCUCCCAUGUGACGUUCGCAGCUGAAAUUGUCGCAUUCGCAAUGGUCACCAUAAAUCCGCU
Ceutorhynchus assimilis (cabbage seed weevil) is the source of this 2185-nucleotide messenger RNA. The record is from the annotation of a GenBank genome assembly. Lineage: Eukaryota; Metazoa; Arthropoda; Insecta; Coleoptera; Curculionidae.